Molecule: messenger RNA, 1806 nt
Organism: Cuscuta epithymum
Lineage: Eukaryota; Viridiplantae; Streptophyta; Magnoliopsida; Solanales; Convolvulaceae
Source: the annotation of a GenBank genome assembly
GGCUUUAGCCUUUGACAAGGAAGUUCCAACCACUCCGCGUUGAAACGUUUUUGCCGCGUUGACUUUUCACCUGUUUAUAAAAUGACUGCAAAUCUUCCAUUCCAAACCUCAACCUGCCUGGAUCCAUCAUUUUUCUAAGCUAAUCUUCUUUCACUAAAAAAAAAAAACAGGGAAUUAUAUCGUAUUCUUACAGUUAGCGGGGGGCGACCUGAGAUUGAAUUUCAUAGAACACAGGCUAAGCUAGGAUGGGCGGUAAAGUGAUUUUGAUGAUAUUAGCCGUCGCAGCCGCUGCUAUCGGCUUUCGGGGCUCAGAUGCAGCAACGUACAGCGUCGGGAACGGCGCGUGGUCUAUACCGACCAGUAACAGCGCUUACUCUGAUUGGGCCAAAAACAUCAAGUUCGCUGUUGGAGAUGUCUUGACCUUCAAUUUCACGACCGGAGCACACACGGUGGCCGAAGUGAACAAGAAGGAUUAUGAUUCCUGCAAUGUCGGUUCUCCAAUUUUGAUCGAUAAUAACGGUCCGGCAAAUAUAACGCUCAAGUCUACCGGCCCGCACUACUUCGUAUGCACCAUCCAUUGCGCCCAGGGUCAAAAGCUAACGGUCAACGUUACUUCCGCCGGUAGCACCUCGUCGCCGCCGAAAAGCAGCCCCGCCCCGGGCUCUACUCCUUCAUCUCCGCCACCACCAACCGGAAGCAGCCCUUCCCCGGGUUCUAGUACUUCAACCCCGCCACCGCCGCCGCCCUCUGGCGCCACUAGUGUGUCGAUAUUUUCGGGCCUAAUGUUUUUACCAAUUUUCUUGGCAGCUUUGUUGUAAAAUUAAAUAUGUUACAGGGAAUAUUUAUAGCUUGGCAUAUGUUUUUCCCUGUCUAAUAAUUACCUGAUAUUUAUUUACUUAAAAGUCGGGUAUUUUGUUUGUUAAUAACGGAGUUCGAUUUGUAUUAGCAUUCAGGUUUGUAUUCAUUGAUUGAAUAAAUUGAAGGUUUGCGUUAUUUCAAUGUUCGUUUCAGUUUUGUUUCAUCUCUUUCUUUAUUGUGAGCAGAUAAAAAAUAUGGUCACUGGCUCUAAGGGGCAAUAAUGUAAUGCAGAGCUAAUUAAAAUCUCAUUUCUUUUUUGAUCAACUAAUUAGAAGCUGGAAUUGUCCAAAUGUCAACCGAAUCAAGUACACUUAUUUAACUCGUUAUAACUUGAUCAAAGUUUCAUUACAGCUCAAUCUAGUAAUUUAUAACUGUAUUGAAGCGUCGUGUGUUAUAAUUAAUUAAUUACCAUGCACAAAAUAAGCCAUAUGAAAAUUGAGUAUUUUGGCACUUUGAUUAAACACGCACCUUGAGUGAGUAUUAUAUUGAACCACGGUCCGCUGACCAAGAGGCCCAGACAUUGACCGUGAUACACUAGUAGAUAGUAUUUGCAUAAUGGUAUACUCUCUCCCUCUUAUUGGACUUUGCCAACUUUCCCUUUUUAGUUGUCCCAAAAAAUUUUGUCAUUUUCGUAUUAAAUCAACUACUUUGUGGUUCUGCACAUUUCUCUCUCCUCUGCACAAAUUUCAACCACACAGUUUUUACUUUUUAUGAUUCUUAUUUCUCACCUACUUUGUACUUGGGACGGAGGGAAUAUAUUAUCAUUAUUCACGUAUUUUUGAUUAACUCUUUAUAGGGAAAUAUUCUCAAGAUAUGACUACAACAUACCGAGUUUCCGAAAUAUGACUACCUUUUUUUUCCCGAAUUAUGACUAAAAAUAAAAAAAAUAAAAGAAAUUUCAUUAUAUUACAAUGUGGAAGGUCGAAAAUGCCCGUAUUUAAAAAAGAU